GAUUCCUGAUCGGUAACGAGGAUUCUCUUUUCUUCACCGGCAGACAAGCGCUCCGUGUCGGAGGAAAUGGAAAGGAAAGAGGCAGAUGAGGAAACGUUGAGGAACCAGGUGGAGCGGGCGCUGAACAUGGACGUGGACCGGUGCCUGGCCAUGACGGCGUGCGUCAUGACGGCCAAGAGGAGGCUGGACCAUCCGAGUCGGGUCACGGAGCUCUUGGGGGGGUUUUUUCGGUGUCUCACUACAUGCUGGGUCAUCCGCAGAGCGUGACGGAAGAGCCGC
Messenger RNA from Darwinula stevensoni, 279 nucleotides. The record is from the annotation of a GenBank genome assembly. Lineage: Eukaryota; Metazoa; Arthropoda; Ostracoda; Podocopida; Darwinulidae.